AUGGCACACACGAGGAUGCCCCUAUGGGAAUCAAGCCCUACCCCUUCAGGCGACGAUAUGAUUGACCCGGUGCUGGCGCUGCCGUUAGAGAGUACGCUGACAACCACAACGACAGUUAAGCGUAAGAGGGCAAGCAAGCCUAAAGUCCGAACGGGAUGUAUCACUUGGAUACGGCGAGUAAAAUGCGACGAGACCAAGCCCGCGUGCACGCGGUGCACAAGCACGGGACGUAAAUGUGACGGGUACGAGGGGAUGCCGCCUCCACGGCCGAAGAAGCCCGCAGCAGCAGCAUCAUUACCACCAUCCUCAUCGUCGGCAUCCCCGGACCCGCAGCAGCUAAUAUCAGCCACCGCUCCGUUUCCCUCGCCUGCCGUCUUUGGCGGUGCUGACGGGUAUCUGGCGAGGCGGCAGGACCUCGCGCGGAACAGCUUCGCGGCAGCGUGCCGGGGGAACUCGGCGCUGCAGGUCCUGCGGCCGCUGGCGGCCGACAUCCAGGGCACGGAGGAGGAGCGGGCGUACUUCCACCGGUUCCGGCGGGCGGCGGAGGCCGGGCUGGCGCUGCACGCGUCGAGGUUGGGGACGUCGUUCUGGCGGCGUCUGGUGCCGCAGGUAGGGCGCUCGGACGCGGCGAUCCGGCACGCGCUGAUCGCGCUGGGGGCCGCGUACGAGAGCAUGCAGUGGCAGCAGAGCCAACAAGAACGACAUAACCAGACCCAGAACCAGAGCUACCAAACAACCACAACCACAACAACGAUGAAGCUGCAACAACGAGUACCGAGGACGUCGCCUUCUCCCAGAGGCGGAAGCCCGGCGGCCGAGCAACCGUACAUCUCGACGCCGCCGCCCGAGGACAAUUACCAGUGCGGGGACCAGUUGGAGCUAUUCAUGAUCCGGCAGUACAACCUGUCGAUAUACCAUCUGCAGCGACACGUGCAGCCGGGGUCGCCCCCCGAGAGUGUCGAGACGACGCUGAUAUGCUGUCUGAUCUUCGUGUGCAUCGAGACGUCCCGCGGCAGCGAGGCCGCGGCGCUCGCGCACGUUGCUAACGGCCUACAGAUUAUCAGGGCUUUACCGGCGGAUUCGGAACUUAUGUACCUUUCGUCGAACCGUGGUGGAGGUCACAGCGAAAGUAGUAGCAGCAGCAGUAAUCAGGGGUAUAGCAGUAGUCGUGAAGCAAGUGGUUUCCCGCCGCGAAUAUCACGCUCCGACUGGCGGCAACUUCUCGACUUUUUCCUCUCCCUCGAGCCUCGUGCUGCCAUACAUUAUUAUACCAGCAGCCAACCGGCCAGCCCGUCAUAUCCGCCUGCUGCUGCAUGGGAAAAUACGCCGGAAUGGUAUGGCGAGAUGAUAUCGCAGUGGGACGUCGAGGGGACGGAAGGAGAGAUGAGACAUUAA
Daldinia caldariorum is the source of this 1395-nucleotide messenger RNA. RefSeq lists its product as uncharacterized. Gene Ontology annotation, biological process: regulation of DNA-templated transcription. The transcript has 2 exons. Bases 1 to 1395 code for a protein of 464 amino acids. The record is from RefSeq and is a predicted model, not a curated record. Gene Ontology annotation, molecular function: DNA-binding transcription factor activity, RNA polymerase II-specific; zinc ion binding. NCBI's taxonomy places the organism in Eukaryota, Fungi, Ascomycota, Sordariomycetes, Xylariales, Hypoxylaceae.